CAUCAGCCAAUAAACUGCGAGAGGAAUAGUGUCAUUCGGGAGGGGGCGUGUCCCUUUUCAUUAAAAAAAGGCUUUAAAAAGCUUGUAAAUUCGGACGAAAUCAUCAUUUAGGGUGAAAAGUGAAGGUUCAUCAAACAGCUGACUUUCUUUCAAUAUUUACGACAUUCUCGCAUCCUAGCAGUAUGGACUCCAAGACCGCAUUAAACACACCAGAGUACCUACCACCACCCUUUCCAGGGUCACCACGCUUUAACCAUGGGACUAGCCGCGGUUGCUCCAGCAUUAUCGCAGCCAUUGUGACCGCGGCGGUGAUGGCCACUGGGUUGAUCGCAGCGGCAAUCAUAUUUCGAAGCGGUGGGUACCCCGUGACAACAUGCCCAGCUGGGGGCAACCAGGUGGCCCAACCUAUGGCCUUGAGUGGAAACAAGGUCAAGAGGGCUGACUUGACGAACGGAAAGGGUGAUCAUUUGACGGAAGUCUUCGACUACGACAGACAAUCCAACACCAUUCUCAUCGACUCUCCGGCAAACAUUACCGAGAGCUCCUCCGCUGCCACCAUCGCGGUGGACCUCGACCGGUAUGUCAUGUUCAUGGGUUUCCACGAUUCCAACACCUGUGUCGGCCUCGCGAUCAAAGACGACUUCGCCCAACAAGUGCGCGACUACGUCGAGGAGGACGGCCAAAAUGUGAUCGACAUAUCCAGUAUCGCGUUCAACGUCGAGAACUACCGCCUAGUCAGCCAGAUCCCGGCCGACUACUUCAAGGCCACCACCGGCCCGGUCAUCCGCGGCCUCUGCUCCGGCCGCAGCACGUUCUGGGCGCUUCCGGUGACCGGGGAGGAGUACGGCCGUCUAAAGCGUUACGGCUGUUAUAAGGAAAAAUGGUGUUUUUGCAUAAUAGGUUUGUGCUUUUGCUUUAGCAAGGAAACAUGCAGUUAAAGGUACUAUGUCCCAUUUGCAGGCCAUAAAAAUGAAAAGGUUAUAU
Strongylocentrotus purpuratus (purple sea urchin) is the source of this 984-nucleotide messenger RNA. RefSeq lists its product as uncharacterized. The record is from RefSeq and is a predicted model, not a curated record. The coding region runs from base 183 to 938 and encodes 251 amino acids. Lineage: Eukaryota; Metazoa; Echinodermata; Echinoidea; Camarodonta; Strongylocentrotidae. The transcript is spliced from 5 exons.